Fragaria vesca subsp. vesca is the source of this 1167-nucleotide messenger RNA. RefSeq lists its product as uncharacterized. The record is from RefSeq and is a predicted model, not a curated record. Gene Ontology annotation, cellular component: kinetochore; Mis6-Sim4 complex. Lineage: Eukaryota; Viridiplantae; Streptophyta; Magnoliopsida; Rosales; Rosaceae. The transcript is spliced from 13 exons. The coding region runs from base 30 to 1070 and encodes 346 amino acids.
UCCUCUCUGCUCUCUCCGAGCAAUCACCGAUGGAUUACAGCGACACCGACGAUUCGCUGCGCCGGCGGUCCAGGAAAAUCGCUAUUCUCGGCGAAUCUGCUCGCAGGCAAUUUGAGUCGCCAAGGGAACGUUCCUAUGGAUUUAUGGGAGAUAUGGAGGAAGAUAUUCGGCUAGAGGCGACACGAUCUAGAUUGUUGAAUAUUUUCAAGAAGCAUGGGGAUUUAGCCGAGCGCAUGUCUAGGGAUUCUGACAAGACAAUUUACGAGCGUCUACAUAAGGAAUUUGAAGCUGCACGGGCUUCACAAACUCAAGAGAUUUAUUUAGAAGGUGAGCAAUGGAAUGAUGGACUGCUAGCCACAAUCAGAGAACGGGUUCACAUGGAGGUAGAAAGAAAGGCGAUGGCAAGAGAUGUAGGCAUGUUGCACAGUCCUCAUCUCCAAGAGAGAAUCACUUACAGAGUUGGGGAUAAGGUUAUUUGUUGUUUGGAAGGCGCCAGAAUUGGCAUACUGUAUGAGACAUCUUAUGCAGGAGAACCCUGUGACAUAUACCAUUUAGUACUUGAGAGCAAGUCAUUUCUAGAGAAGAUGACCGUUCUUGAACACACUAUUCCAUUUUUUUUGCCACUAACUGAAGCAGAAAAUGAUCUUCUUUCCUCCAAUGCUAUGAAAUUUAUCGAUUAUGUUGGAGAGCUUUUGCAGGCUUAUGUGGACAGAAAGGAACAGGUUCGGCUCAUCAAGGAGUUAUAUGGGAACCAAAUUAAAGAACUUCAUUGUAGCAUGACCUACCAUUUGAUUUUGUUUGCAAUUUUUGAUUGUGGCUGCCAGGUAAUGGUAAAGCUUAAAUAUGCAGAUCUUGUUUCAGUGCUUCCAACUAAUGUCAGUGUGGUAGCAUGGCCCAUUCAAAUCCGGAGAUUCAGUCUAAAUACAUCAACCAUGAAUAUACUGGAAGGUCCAACUUGUCUUCUGUAUGCAGAGGAUGCCUUAAGAACUAUGAGCUUACCUGCAGCAUAUGCGGAGAUUGUGCUGAAUUUGCCACAAGCUCUUAGGGAAAUGCACGAGGAGUCCCCAUAAUAUCACACCAGUGAACGCAUCUGGAUUUGUACAAAGCCAUAGCAAAAAUUGGUUUCGGGAAAAAGGAUAGCUCUAGUUGUUUAGCUAUAGGCUAAAA